Messenger RNA from Rhizoctonia solani, 3975 nucleotides. RefSeq lists its product as uncharacterized. The transcript is spliced from 6 exons. The record is from RefSeq and is a predicted model, not a curated record. Lineage: Eukaryota; Fungi; Basidiomycota; Agaricomycetes; Cantharellales; Ceratobasidiaceae. Bases 1 to 3975 code for a protein of 1324 amino acids.
AUGGGGAAGGGAAGAGUCGGGGGCCUGGAUAGUGUGCGCGUUGAACGGUGGCUGAGGAUUGCAGAGGCGAUGUCUGGGAUACUGUGGUCCCGACGACCGAGCGAUGGGAGCGUUGCGAGCAUCGGGGGAUCGAGCCAUGGGCCACGGACGAGGACGACGUCUGGGGGCAAGGGGGUCAUAUCCAGUGUGUUUGUGGGGCUCAGCAAGGCCAAGUCGAAGGAGCGACUGCGCAACAACGGGACACCGCCCAUGCCUCCACGUUCCUCGAACCGACAGACCGUUGUUUCCACUGGGUCUGGCUUGAGCGAUCUCUGGCCCAACGAGCCCACUACUCCAUCCAGUGCCACCGACACCAAACGCAGUUUCCAUGCUGUUACCAUCGGAGGCGCCGGUCUGACUGUCGGUGAUGACCCGUUUGCGAGAGAACCACUCUGCCUUGCCAAAGACUCGCCCGCACCCAGUCUCUCGUCGUUUCCGAACCCACCGCUGCGACACCCGAGGACAGCCACCGGUUCCCCCUCGCUCCAUCCCGAUCCUGGCCCUAGUCGCCAUCUCCACCCGCCCUCACCCAACAGGAGCCGAUCUACCAGUGCAUCGAGCUCUCUCAAUCCCCCGAGUGUUGGCAAAUCUCCGCGCACACCUCCCCCCUUUAUAUCCAGCGUGUCUCCUGCCGACAUGCACGCACACGCAGUUGCUGCCGAGCACCCCUGGGGCCCAGACGACAUGGCCAUCUACGACUCGGGUCCAGACGUCGACAUUCGAUCCAGGCACUUUGAGCCAGACAGCCGACACGCACAUGAAGUCCACAGACCAGACGAUGUUCCGUCCAUUCGACGCGGUCAGAGUGCCCAUGCCGUCCUCGCUUCGGGUUCCAGCUCCAGAUCACCCCGUACGCCCAGGUUGCUUCACUCGGCCUCGUCUUCCCAUCUGUCCUCGUACUCACAAUCUCCCCCUACCAACACACUCUUGCCUCCGCCCCUCUUGUCUCCUACUUCCCACCACACUGGCCGUGCCGGGUCCAGUGCAACCUCGGAAAUGGGCUCCAUGACCGCCCUCGCCAGCGGCAUCGUCCAGCGACUCGAGGACGAGUCCACCGGGAGCGACAGGCGCAGAGGUCCCCCCAAGAGGCCCUCCAAGAGUCUACUCAGGGAACGUGCCUCGACCUCGUCACUCGCGAACCAUGUUCAGCCACCCAGGCGAAAAGAGUCACUCAAUGCGCUGCAAGGAAGCACCUCGCCUGCGUCGGUUGCACUCUCACUCGAGCCUGUCCCCAGGUCUCCCAGUUCGCUGCUCGAAUCGCUUCCCAGAUCACCCGAGUCGGCAAAUAGGUUACUCGAACCGCCUCUAUCACCCGAAAGGGCAAUCCGAUUACUGGAGCCAUCAGCAGCACGGUCACCCGAAUCAACAUCUCCUCCCCGUCCUCGCACGGCUUCGUCCCCUUCCCGACCCCAAACUCACACCUACUCUCAUACUCACGCCCACACCCGUUCGCGCCCACCCACAUCCCCGUCCCGCCACCGAACGUUUACAUCCCCCUCGUCCCCUCCUGCCCGAUACGGUGUUCCUCCUUCCCCAGGGGGAUUCUCGCCUCCCUCGAGUUUGUUCCCGCAUUCGCCCCCGGCCAGUCUUUUCCCCCACGGUUCUCCACCAACUCACUUUACCACUCAUCCAAACUCCCUCCACUCCCCGCCCUCGUCCCCUCCCGCCCGACUCACAUUCUCGUCCCCCGCCGAGCGACUAUCGGAAGACACCGAAGACCUCGACAACUACCACUUUACGAUCGCCCCGGCCAUCCAAGAGGCCGACGCCCAGAGUAUCGGCUUUUCCGAUUUCGGGUAUGCGUUGAAUGAGGAUGAGGAUGUGUGGAGCGAUGAUGGGAUGGCGUUUCAUCAUGCUGGACCCCUGUCGAAUCGCCGACCCCCGCCGUCGCCCACGAACCUCCCGUUUAUGGCUGGAAACGCAGGACGAAGGGCGAGGCAUGAUCUAGUCUAUCCCUCGGGCGUGCACACGAUCCCGAUGAGUGAUUUGGCAAAUUUGCGAGGGCUGGCUACGUUGGGUGAGGAUAUCCCAGUUGGGAAGGAGGAGGAUGCGGUCGUUGGGCGUUCGAAUGGGGAUGCGGUAGAGGGUGGAGUAGGCGGACACUCGAGUAUUGAUCUCGACACUUCGAGUAAAGAGUACACUCCCUCGACUCAAGACGAGACUCCUACCGGUUCGUCUCCGUCGCCCGUCAACGUACUAGAACGCAUCCCCUCGGCGUCGACAGGGACCAGCUCGUGCAGCUCGAUCGCACCUGAGGCUGUCCCUCCCCGAACAGUCAGCUCCCGCAUUGAGUUUUCGCGCCACGCACGCACCGAGUCGCACUCCGAUUCCGAGCUCGACCUUGAUUCCUUCCGUAUCAAGCCCAAGCCCAGGCCCACACGGCACCACCAACAACAACACGUCAAGUCGACCCAGACUGCGAUCGCAUGGCGCUGCGGAUCGGGGAACCACGAGAAAUGCUGCGCGACGCGCUCGUUGCAAGAGGGCCACAAUACCGGCCAGUUCAAGUGCUGUGCCGAGCGCACGCCGAGCGGUAAAGUCGCACGGUGCUGUGCCUCGUUCAACGGGAUGCCGUGCGAGCGUGCGCGGGUGUCGAGCACGAGCUCGGCGUCGGUGAGCGAUCUCAAGCGACAGCGGUCGUUGCAUUUCCCCGGUCUCCCUUCUUCUACCGGUGCCGCUAGCCACUGUACGCCGGCCAACUUGGGCGGAGGGAAAAGGUCGAGAGGGUUCUUUAGGCCGCAUACGUCGCAUGGGAAGAGUACUAGCUCUGCGCUCAUGGACGAUGAUCUCAAGGCGAUGAUCGUCCAGUGCAAACCGAGCCGCGAGGACCCGGGUCCGACGACCACGUCGUCCUCGUCGGAGGCGACAGUUACGGGGGCAGGGAUGGGAACGGGAACGGGAACGGGGACGACGUUGGAAGGAUCCGGGCCCGUGUCGAUCGCGAGUCCUCCAAUGUCGCCCGUCGCAAAGCAAGAGUUCCAGACCCGUCCGAUCAUCUCGCCUUCCAAGCUGAACGAUCAUCUGAAAGAGACGCUCGAGGCCGUUGCGCCAUCCUCGACUCCGGACCCUAUCAAGUCCCCCGUACUUGGCCCUGUCCGCGGGAGAAGCGAUACGACGACGACUGUCCGCAGUGCAACGACGACAGCGACAACAGCGACAACCGCCACAACGACGACGACGGGGACAGGAACAGGGACCGAUACGUCCGGUUCAGCCUCGGUCCGGUCGGUGCUCACCAACCAGUCGGACGACUCGCCCGCGCCGAUGAAGAAACUCUUCCCCCCGAGACCGAGGAGGAACCAGAACGUGUCGUUGCCGACGAUGACGACGAGCACUCAGGCGGUCCUACCUCCACGCCGCUAUGUGCAGAGCAUCACGCCGGUCAUCCAGCCUCCUGGCGCGACGCGUCCUGCUAUGCCCCCUCCCAGGUCGCCUAUUUCGGGCUUUGGGCUCUCGAGUUUGUCGAGUGGACAGCCGGCGUUUUCGGUUGGGGCUUUGGACGGUUUGUCGCCUGGAGUUAGCACUGGAGCCGGGACCGGGACUGGGACUGGUCUCCCACCCCCGCCGCGUACGGUACACGGACGAACCAACGCCCAGCCGAUUGUCUCGUUUAUAUCCUCCCGCUCCGCACCGACGCCUACUCUUCCUCCCAACGUAGGACUCCGCCACAGCUCGUCUCGCGAAUCGUACGAGUCGAGUCGGACCGUGAGGCGCGAGCGGUCGAUCCCGCUCCUUCGCGAAAUGAGCUUUUUGGAGUUUGAGGAAGGAGUGAGCGAAGAGGAUGAAGAGGAUCUUGUUGAAUCUCAACAGCAGGAACAGGAGCAACAACGAGCCGAGUGGACGCGUCCGACACUGCAUCAGACACAGAGCUUCCUCGAUCUGAGUAGUCGCCAGUCGGGCGAUACGAUGCGCGAGAACAUGGCCAUGUUUUCUUGA